ACUGCGGACUCUCUUCCCCGCAUAGCUAUUGGUUUCUCCUUUUCACGCACACCCGAGCUCCUCCUUGCGCGCGCACACGCGCUUCUUCCCGUCCUUACCCCUGGGCGCGCGCGCGCACACGCGCCUCUCUCCCCGAGCUGCUCGCACCUGGCAGAGGGCGGAGGAGCCCCGGCACGCGCGCCCGCGCCUCCUCUCUCUCCUCUCCAUGCCAGCGCCGCCGCGAACAUGGUGCAGAAAUCCCGCAACGGCGGGGUUUACCCGGGCCCGCAGACCGAGAAGAAGCUCAAGGUGGGCUUUGUGGGGCUCGAGGCGGCCGCGGCGGAUUCGAGUCGUGAUGGCGCGCUGCUCAUCGCGGCCAGUGACGCGACCAAACGCGGCAGCAUCCUGAGCAAGCAACGCUCCGGCAUCGCGGGCAAGAAGCCGCCCAAGCGCAACGCCUUCUACCGCCGCCUGCAGAAUUUCCUCUACAAUGUUCUGGAGAGACCACGAGGCUGGGCAUUCAUCUAUCACGCUUAUGUUUUCUUGCUGGUGUUCUCCUGUUUGGUCCUAUCUGUGUUUUCAACCAUCAAGGAAUAUGAAAAGAGCUCUGAGGAUGCCUUGUACAUACUGGAAAUUGUAACGAUUGUCGUGUUUGGAGUUGAAUACAUCGUAAGAAUUUGGUCAGCGGGAUGUUGCUGUCGAUACCGAGGAUGGAGAGGCAGGCUAAAAUUUGCUCGAAAGCCUUUUUGUGUAAUAGACAUCAUGGUGCUAAUAGCCUCCAUCUCAGUGUUGGCAGCCGGCACGCAGGGCAAUGUGUUUGCCACCUCAGCCAUCAGAAGUCUCCGCUUCCUCCAGAUCCUCCGCAUGAUACGUAUGGACCGCCGUGGAGGAACCUGGAAACUGCUGGGGUCUGUUGUCUAUGCUCAUAGCAAGGAGUUGAUCACAGCUUGGUACAUUGGCUUCCUGUGUCUUAUCCUGGCCUCUUUUCUUGUGUAUCUGGCUGAGAAAGAGGACAAUGAGAUGUUUGCAACUUACGCUGAUGCUCUGUGGUGGGGUCUGAUCACGCUGACCACAAUAGGGUAUGGAGAUAAGUAUCCUAUAACAUGGAAUGGACGUCUUCUUGCAGCAACAUUCACCCUCAUCGGAGUGUCCUUCUUUGCCUUGCCUGCUGGAAUCUUGGGCUCUGGUUUUGCCUUGAAGGUCCAGGAGCAGCAUCGGCAGAAACAUUUUGAGAAACGACGGAAUCCAGCUGCAGGGCUCAUUCAGGCAGCCUGGAGAGUGUAUGCUACAAAUCUGUCUCGCACAGACCUGCAGUCAACCUGGGACUACUAUGAGAGAACUGUGUCAGUCCCUAUGUACAGACUCAUUCCCCCCCUUAACCAGCUUGAUCUGCUGAGAAAUCUGAAGAGCAAAUCUGGCCUUUCUUUUAGGAAGGAAGCCCAACCAGAGCCAUCCCCAAGUCAGAAGGUCAGUCUGAAAGAACGAGUAUUCUCCAGCCCGAGAAGCUCGGGAACAAAGGGGAAAAGUUCACCCCAGGGACAGCAGCCUCUGAGACGCUCUCCCAGUGCAGAUAACAUUGAAGACAGUCCUUCUAAGGUGCCCAAGAGCUUGAGCUUUGGUGACCGCAGUCGUGCUAGACAAGCAUUUCGCUUCAAAGGGGCGGCUUCACGCCAAAACUCAGAAGUGCUGAUUGAGAUGCAGGCAGAAGAUUUGAGGCAGAAGAGCUCUCCAGAAGCCAGCCUUCCUGGAGAAGACAUUGUUGAUGACAAUAAGAGCUGCCAUUGUGAGUUUGUUCCACAAGAUUUAACACCAGGAAUUAAAGUUACCAUCAGGGCGGUGUGCAUUAUGCGGUUUAUGGUGUCAAAGAGAAAGUUUAAGGAGAGUCUCCGGCCUUAUGAUGUGAUGGAUGUUAUUGAGCAGUAUUCAGCUGGACACCUAGACAUGUUGGCCAGGAUUAAAAAUCUGCAGUCCAGGAUAGAUAUGAUAUUGGGUCCUCCGGGUCCCACCACUCCCCGCCAUAAGAAGUAUUCAACCAAGGGAACCAAAGAGUCGCCCCAGUUCUCACCUAGGGUCGACCAGAUUGUUGGCAGAGGUGCUCCAAUCACAGACAAGGAUCGUCCUAAAAGCUCAACAGAAGCAGAAAUUGCAGAGGACCCAAGCAUGAUGGGAAGGCUUCUGAAAGUAGAGAAACAGGUGAUGUCAAUGGAAAGGAAACUUGAUUUCUUGGUGAAUGUCUACAUCCAGCGAAUGGGAAUCCCACAGUCUGAGACAGAUGCCUACUUUGGUUCUAAAGAGCCUGACCCAGCCCCACCGUACCAUAGCCCUAUCGAGCAUAUGGAGAAGUCUGGCUCUAUUACCAAGAUCAUCCGUUCCAACAGCUCAACUGGCCAGAAGAAUCUUGAUGCUCCUCCAUCUGCAUGCGUCAACCAGAACAACUGCCCUCCAUCCACCUCUUGGCAACCCCAUGCCCUUCCUGGACCCCCUCAGUGCUGCAGAGGCAACUCCCCAGUAGGUGAUACCUCCUUGGUGCGAAUCCCACCUCCACCAACUCAUGAGCGCUCCUCCAGUGGACAUAAUGGCUCCAACCGAGGCUCUCGUGGAAGUGCGGUGGAGGAGGUGAAGCCUGGAGCUCUGUCUCAACAGCAGGCAGGUGCUGAUAGUGACACCUCCAUCUCCAUUCCCUCUGUGGAUCACGAGGAGCUUGAGCGCUCCUUCAGCGGCUUCAGUAUCUCACAGUCUAAAGAGAACCUAGACUUCCUAAACAACGCAUACUUCAGUGGCAUGACACGCUGCUCAAAAGUGAGGCCCUACAUCGCAGAGGGUGAGUCAGAUACAGACUCUGAGCUUUGUGCCCCUUCACCUCAUUCUGCCACUGGGGAAGGAGCAUACAGUGACAGGGGCUGGUCUGGCCCCAAGUAAAUCUGAAAAUGAGCUUUCAAAGUUGGAUAUUCUGCUGGGGGUGGUAACCUCUGAAACCAAACUCAGGCCACAUGUGGCAAGAAGCUGUAUUUGUUAAAACCAUGGUUACUUCUUACAGAUACAGAUCUGAAUUCCAUGCCAGAAGCCUGGUAGUAAUGCCAACCGCCUAAAUGUGGAGCUUUCUGGUACUUAAGAAUUUCCUAGACAGGUGGUACUUGUGGCUGUUACCUUUAAAGGUGUCAUUCUUCUUUUGAGAGACAAGCAUCUGCUGCUCAGUCAUUGUGCAUCGUUCCUAAAAAAUCUAACCAAGAGAAAGGCACAGGAAAAGAUAAGUCAGCAGGAAAAAAAUGCCAUAGUUUGUCUCAACCUUUAGUCACAUAGUUCUUCACCCUCAUUUUUCCAGCCAUUCAGGUUAUGUUUGUCUAGUCACACUGUCUUAUUACUCUGAGACAGAUAACGAGAUGGUUUCUUGUUGUCCACAUUAGCCCAUGGAUGCACUUCAAAAUAUAAACUGCUUUAAAAUUGUCCAAUAUUCAAUAUCUGCCAUCAUGCCAAAAAUUAUUUUUUAGUAAAAUUGUACUCCUAUAGAACAAGAAACAAUUUACUUAUAAAAGGUACAAUAUUUCAAUGUAUCAGGUUUCAACCUUUUUAAGUAAUCACUGGUUUUAAUAAUUUGCAUGAAUUUAGAAUAUUUAUACAGUUUAUUUUAUACAAACCUAUUUAAAAAGAGGAAAAUAAGCUUAAUAUUUUAUGCAGAAGUUUUGUUCUUUUCAUAAAGAGAACUUCUGAAGCUAUCUAUAAAUAUAAUGCAUAUGAACUAUUACCAUAUAUAUUGACACAUUUAACCAUCAAAAUGUAUAGAUGCAUAGAUCACGUGUAAUUUUCACACCAAAAAUUCUGUUGUCUGGAAUAAAAUAAUUGAAUAUUUGAUCUAUUAAUUUUAAUAUAUUUUAAACAAGCUUUUAACAAUCUGAUAUCUUUUUAGUUCAUGGACAGUCAGUUCAUACAUAUAUUUGUAUGCUGUCUUUGCUUUUUCCCAGAACACAUUCUAAUAUAAUGUUGCAUCAGAGCUUUUAUCCAUUUGAAGCUGUAAAGUUUCAUUAGUUGGCAUGAUCAUUUUUUACUAAACACUAAAGAGGAGUCAUCUGUUCUCUUAUUGUGAUACUGCACACUUCUGAACACAGGUGUACCUACCACAACAGUGCAACGGUCCUGUUGACAGUGCAUUCCUUCACGUAUUUUUCCUUUUUUCUUCGGAUGUAUGCAACCAACACUAAAUCUUUUCUGUGUUACACAAAACAUACUUCUGGCCAUCCAGCCCUGUUGCAGGUCAGCCUUCUCAGAGGUAGGUGUGGGUGAUAUAAAAAAAUAUAAUAUCACUUAAUAUCAUAAUAUUAAGCUAGUUUAAGUAACAGCUGUGGUUAUUGUUUUCAAGCUCUAUAACAGAUCUCACUUAUUUUAUGAAACACGAACUUGUUCAGUGCUUGAGAAGUCACCCUAAAUAGCACUCCCCUAAUCACAGGAGAAUGUGAAUAUUGUAUUAUAAUGCAGUAACAACUGGAAUCCUCUUUUGGCAAUAGGAAUAUACAGCCUGGUCCAUAAGUAUUUGGACAGUGACACAACUUUCAUAAUUUUGCCUCUGUACACCACCACAAUGGAUUUGAAAUGAAGCAAUCAAGAUGUGAUUGAAAGGUAGACUUUCAGCUUUAAUUUAAGGGGUUAACAAAAAUAUUGCAUUAACCGUUUAGGAAUUACAGCCAUUCCUAGUCCCUCCAAUUUCACAGGCUCAAAAAUAAUUGGACAAACUAACAAUUAUAAAUAUAAGGAUUAUUUUUAAUACUUAGAUUCAAAUGCUUUGCAGUCAAUGACUGCCUGAAACCCAUGGAAAUCACCAAAUGUUGUGUUUCCUCCCUUGCUUUGCCAUGCUUUGCCAGGCCUUUAAUGCAGCCACCUUCAGUUGCUGCUUGUUUGUGGGUCUUUCUGCCUUUCAGUUUUGUCUUCAGUAAGUGAAAAGCAUGCACAGUUGGGUUGAGGUCAGGUGACUGACUUGAUCAUUUAAGAACAUUCCAUUUCUUUGCCUUAAGAAGCUCUUGGGAUGCUUUCACGGUAUGUUUUGGGUCAUUAUCUGGUCAUUAUCUGUACUGUGAGGUCCUAUCAGUUUUACAGCAUUUGACUGAAUCUAAGCAGAAAGUAUAGCUAGAUACACUUCAGAAUUCAUCCUUCUACUUCUAUCAGCAGUCACAUCAUCAAUAAAUAUCAGUGAACCAAUUCCAUUGGCAGCCAUACAUGCCCAUGCCAUAACACUUCCUCUACCAUGGUUGACAUGAUAUGGUAUGCUUUGGAUCAGGAGCCCUUUCCUUCUCCAUACUCUUCACUUCCCAUCAUUCUGGUACAAGUUAAUCUUGGUUUCAUCUGUACAAAGAAUCUUGUUCGAGACCUGGGCAGGCUUUUUUAGAUGUUUUCUAGCAAAGUCUAAUCUGGCCUUUCUGUUCUUGGGUUCUUGAGUGUUGAGUACCAGUGGUUUGCACCUUGAGGUAAACCCUCUGUAUUUGCAUUCAUGAUUGUAGACUUUGACGAUGAUAAGCGUACCACCUUGAGAGUGUUCUUGACUUGGCUAGAUGUUGUGAAGGGGUUUUUCUUCACCAAAUAAAGAAUUCUGCGAUCAUCCACUUUAGUUGUCUUCCAUGGCCUUCCAGGCCUUCUGGUGUUACUGAGCUCAACAGUGCAUUUCUUCUUUUUAAGAAUGCACCAUAUUGUUGAUUUGGCCACUCCUAAAGGUUCUGCUAUCUCUCUGAUACACUUCAAUCACAUCUUGAUUGCUUCAUUUCAAAUCCAUUGUGGUGGUGUAUUAUGAAAAUUGUGUCACUGUUCAAAUAGUUAUGGACCAGACUGUAGCUACUUCUGAAAAUCUUCUAGUUAUAAGCAGUAAAUGGUACAACAGGAAAUCAAGCUGAACACCUUUUUAUAGGGUGCACAUGUUGGCUUAUUUCAAGCUUGUGUAAAUCCACCACCUGUGUAUGAAUUGGUUCUAAAAUGUCCAGUGUCAUAUCUACAGCAAAUACUUAUGGUUCAGCCUAUGUUAUAGCCCUCAAGUGCACAUUCCACAAAGUGCAUCUUCAAAGAGAACAGUUUAGUUUACAUCAUUUUUGUCUUCCAUGUAGCCUGUAUUUCUUUAUCCAGAACAGAAAUCUGUUCAAAAUGCUAUCACUGAACCAUCAUCUUCAUAGCUAUGUUAAAGGGAGAAGAAGUGUAAUCAUGCUGAAGACUCACAUUUCUGAAGAGGUGGGUAUGAUGAAAAAGUUACAAAUUAGGUUAGAAUAAAGCAUGCUAAACAAAUAAUGACAAUUUCAGGUUGAACUUUGCUAAAGUCUAAUACAAUGUGGGUAAGGAAUCAAUAUGCAGGCCUUAACUUACACAUUGUAUAUGAAAUGCUACACAGACAUUUCUCUCAUGUUCAUUUAGAAAGUAUGAUAGAAGUGUUAUUAAUUCAUUUACAAAGCUCAAAAGCUCCUUUGAGCACACAAACACAGGUCUAAAAUGGUGUCAUGGUGUAUUAUACACCAGAAAUAUCUGUCAUGGUCAUUGAUUUGUGUUUUUAUUGCAUAUCUUGUCAUCACAGCUGCCUUGCUUGGUUUGAAAAAAAAAAAAGAAUUAUUUGAUUUUUUCCAAAGAAUAUUAUGUAUUUUGCUAAAUUGCCUUUGGUGUUUUGUCCAUGUUUUCUGUAAUGUAUAAGAGUCCUCUCGCUGCAACUCUGUUUUGAACACACAUUGUGCUUGUGAAUGUAUUAUUGAAUGCUAUCUCACUUGCACACACACUGGUACUGGUACAGAUAUAGACAACCAUGAUUCAUAAUGUAAUUGGAUUGCAGUUGAUUUGUAUAAAUUAUAUUUUUGGCUCACACUGAUUUGUAAGGCAUUGCAUUUGCUGUAGUUUUAGGUGGCCCAUUCUUAACUAUUUACAUCAUCAUAAGCUAAGACAUUUUGGGCAUUUGUGAUUCAAAUCAGAUCAAAGUUGCAAGAACUAAAACUCUUAUGCGGAAUGGUACAGGUGUGAUUAACGGCUCCCGUAUACAAUCACUGUAGCUCAGAACAUGGCUGUCUAUCUCUGCUAUAACGAAACAAACAAACAAAAAAAAAUACAGGACACAGUCACAGGACACAGAGGACAGAUACAGAAAACGAGCAAUACUUAACGCAUGUCAUGUAACCUGCAAGCCUUAUGUUUUUUUCAACUCAUGUCUCAAGUGACAAUUACAUGAUUUAUGUUUACAUUUUAAAAAACAUUUUCAAUAGCCAAGCUUUUAGUGGAAGAAAAACUGUCUUUGUAAAGUCUGUAACUUGAAUGCAACACAGUGGCGUUUGCAUUGUGUUAACGGUCUCCUGUCAUAUACAUGAUUGUUUUACACAAAAGGCACUUUUUUGUUUCCUUAAAGGAAUAAAAUGCUUGCCAGCAUGUUUUAAACCACUGAAUGCCAUAAAUAUAGCUUUUGAUUGUCAUGUAGCAUAUCCCUUGUGUAGUCACUCAAAUCCAUGGGAGCUGUAUAAUAAACUUUGUAUUAUUAGAA
Molecule: messenger RNA, 7462 nt
Organism: Pangasianodon hypophthalmus (striped catfish)
Lineage: Eukaryota; Metazoa; Chordata; Actinopteri; Siluriformes; Pangasiidae
Gene: kcnq2b
Product: potassium voltage-gated channel subfamily KQT member 2
Exons: 17
Coding region: 226-2898 (890 amino acids)
Biological process (GO): transmembrane transport; potassium ion transport
Cellular component (GO): membrane
Molecular function (GO): voltage-gated potassium channel activity
Source: RefSeq, a predicted model, not a curated record